UUUGCUUUAUAAUUUUGAUCUCCAGCAUCAGAUUUAUUGCUGACUUCAGUGAUAUAAUAAUCUUUUUCUCAUGAGUCCGGGAUUGCAAUUCUUCUUGCAGUAAACUUGAUCUCUUGAUACUUCGCUUUCACACCUUUUAUGACCUUUUCAUAAUUAAUGUCAGCUAGAUUCCCCAACUCAAUACGGACAUCUUCUAUCUCUUUCUUCGGAAUUGAGAUAUCUUCUGGAGUUUUCCUCAUUUCUAAAAACAGUCUGACGGUAUCUAUUGCUAGGGAAGAGACUUUGUGUCAAUCUCUGAAUAUCUCUAUGGCUUCAUCGACUUCCAUAUCUUCAGGUAUCUUCUGUAUAAAUGGAUCUAAUAUGUCUCUUAUUCUCUUUAUAUCUUUGUCAAUGGCUCUUUGGAAAGGAUCAGGCGAUAAUUCUGUUGGUUCUGUUGGCUGUUCAGAUUCCAUCUCCACAUCUUGCUUCUUGGAUAAAUCGGGUGAUUGAGAGGUGACCAAUUUUUGAGGCUGUGGAGGUUUAGAUUCUGUAGCUGGUAUCUUUUUGACAGGUUUUGGAAGAGGUUUAACAGAACCUUUAUUAAUUGAAUCAACAGACUCUUGAUACAACUUAUUCGCUAAUUCUUCUUGUUCCUUUUUCUUCCUCUUCGAGAUUUCUUUCACUUCCUCAACAGGGAGAGGUUCAGAUUUUCCACCUUUAUUGCUGGCCUUGGUUUCCUCUUCAAUAUCUUCAUCUAAUUGGCAAUCCUUCAGCAAUUUAUCUCUUAACUCCUCUUUUGAGAGUGUUGCUCCAGAAUCUUUCUGCUCUUGGGGUACCCUUUCGGUUGUUUCUGGAUGAAUUUGAGAUGUUUUAGAGAUUUUAGGAGUCUCUUUAGGAAUCUCUUUAGGGGUAGUCUUCUGUUUUUGAGCGACUAGUGAGGACUCUUGAAGCUUUUUCUUUGAGCUCUCUUUCUUUUGUGGGUGUUUUGGGAAAUUUUGAGGUUUCUCUCGAGGUUUGGUAGAGGCUUUUGGCUUCUCUUGAUGGGAGAUUUGUUCUGGUUUUGGAUUAUUUGUAGGGUUUUGAGGAGGUUUUGUAGAUUCUUUGGGCUUUGGGUUAGAAAUUUCUUUGGAGGUAUCAAGCUUUUGCUUCUGGAGUGUUUUCUGGAGUAAAGGUUUAGAUUCCUCUUUAUUCUGAAGGAGUUUCUGAGAUGGUUCUUUAGCUUUAUCAUGUUCUAAAGAAGGUUUUUUGUGAAGAGUUUUAUUUGAAUUUGAUGUAUCAGAGAGUUUGUUUUUGGAAGCUUGAGAUUCCACUUCGGAAUCUUUUGGAUUUGGAAUUUUCACAUCUUGACCUUCCCUUUGAGUAUCAGGAGAUUCUUCCCUUGGAACUUUCUCUUUCUUACUUUCCCAAUUCUUCUUUCUACCUUCAUCAAUCUUAUCCUCUCCCAUAUGAUGCAUCUCCUUCUCAAUUUCCUGCUGCAUCUCUUCAUCACUAUCCUUCAUUUCCUCAUUCUCCUCUCCUUCCACCAUCCCUAGCUCCUCUGCCUUAAUAAUCUCUCUCACUAUUCUCCCCUCAAUCUCCACCUUCUUUUCCUCCUUCUCCAACUUCUCAGUCUUAACCUCAGUCUUAACAUCCCCUAAGACCCCAAAAAAAUCUUCAGGAUCAGCCUCUUCUUCAGAGUCAAUGGCCUGUACUCCAUAUCCCUUCAAUCUCUCCUCCUUGAUCCACUUAUUAAUCACUUCGACCUGCUUCUCAUGCUCGUCACGAACAGAUUUCUCCAGGUCAGUAUUUUUCGCGGCUGAGAAGCACCGCCUAAUGUAGGUGUCGUGCAGCCCUUUCCUGCAGAAGAUCUGGAUCAUGCUGGUGGGCUCGGAGCAGCAUGGGAGGCGGCAGAAGGAACAGACGGUAGUGUGGGUUUCACAGGUGGAGAAAGCGAUGAGGAUGAGGGAUUUGCAGAUGUGGCAUGUGUACGAUCCGGUCAUUUCUUUCAUGGCUUUUAGGUAGCGUAGCUUUCUGGGCGAGGGAGGGUUUGGGUCCUGUGAGGGUGACGGAGGUGGGGAAUCGUGGUAUUUGGGCUCUUUUUUGGGUUUUCUUUUAAUCGGCAUUGAGAGUUGUUUUAAACUUUUUUU
This is a messenger RNA of Moneuplotes crassus, 2105 nucleotides long. The record is from the annotation of a GenBank genome assembly. NCBI's taxonomy places the organism in Eukaryota, Ciliophora, Spirotrichea, Euplotida, Euplotidae.